Molecule: messenger RNA, 2446 nt
Organism: Pogona vitticeps (central bearded dragon)
Lineage: Eukaryota; Metazoa; Chordata; Lepidosauria; Squamata; Agamidae
Source: RefSeq, a predicted model, not a curated record
CCCACAUUGCCAAGUGGAGUAAUGAUCUUUGCCAUCGUCGUGUUCGGUUCCAUCAUCAACGAAGGUUAUGUCAACACGGACAAGUCCCCCAUGUUGCGGUGCAUCUACAACGCCCACGAGGGAGCUUGCAACUACGGCAUCGCCAUCGGCCUGAUCGCCUUCCUGGCCUGCAGCUUCUUCCUGGUGGUGGACCUCUACUUCCAGCAGAUCAGCAGCGUGAAAGACAGGAAGCGCGUGGUUCUUCUGGACCUGGGUUUCUCAGGAUUCUGGUCCUUCCUGUGGUUCGUAGCUUUCUGCUUCCUCGCCGACCAGUGGCGGAGGACACCGGCCAGCCGGGAAGCCUCGCAAGGAGGGGAUGCUGCCAGGGCCGCCGUGGCCUUCUCCUUCUUCUCCAUCAUCUCCUGGGUCGCCCUGGCGCUCAAGGCCUUCCAAAGAUACCGCCUGGGGACGGACAUGUCUCUCUUUGCCACGGAUCAAUUUCCUCCUGACCCCAACGCUGGGUACCCGGGCUACCCCACGGGCAGCGGCGUCGAGAGCACGGAGACCUACCAGAGCCCGCCCUUCUCCGAGACCUUGGAUACCAGUCCGAAAGGGUACCAGGUGCCGGCGUAUUGAAGGGGGCGAGAGGCCUCCCCGUGCGGUUGCACAGCCGAGGGGAACCAGACCCAGAGAAAAGGGCCCACGACCCUUCUGUGGUGCAGUAUAGUCCGCUGGUUGGUUGCAAGUGUAUUCCAAGUAACUUUUUCAUUUUUUUUCUUAAUGUGGCAAGUUAUGUGCCUGGGUUAAACUUGCUCUUAGCUAAUGGUGCAGUGAAUCCUGUACAGUGAUAUUGGUUCUUGUCUUACCUGUCCAAGAAUCCUUUCUCUUUUUUAAAGACGAAAAGCAACAGUGUUCCCUCUAAGCAUGAAAUUCUAGGACGGCUGCUACGCCCAUCGUGUGAGCCUGCCCCCCCCGUCGCUCAUUUUGCUAAAAGCGGACGGUUAGACCGGCCCGUUAGAGACACCUACUCUGAUCCCGCCCCAUCCCGUUAAAAAGUCGAUGCUUUAUCUUGUCUUCCAGAGAUACGAGGGACCGUUCACGGCACCCUCCUUCCGUUUUCCUGUUUCUCUCUUUCUUUUACUUGACAGCUGUAGAAAAUGUCGUUUCCAAAGUGUGCCAAAUGGAAAGCCAAAAAUAAUCAUUAGAAGGUGUCUUCCUGCCCCCCAACCCCUUGAUGUGCACACCGAUUAUGUAUAAGACCUGUCCUACACGAGUCAACACUGGCAACGCACACCACAGCGUUGCCAUUCUAGUUCUGCCCGGGGGGGAUUUUUCAGACGCGCUUGGCGUUGAAACGUUAUUUGUUCUUCCUUUUAACGAAAUGGCUCCUGUCAAUAAAAAAAAUAAUAAAAGAGUCAAACCGGUUCCACAGCCAGAAAGGUAACCAAGAGAAGCUUCUGAAAGGUCAUAAAUGUAGCAUUUAGGUAGCCCAGGGGUUAUGCAGAAGUAGGGCUGAGCCGCUUGUAACCCCCUAGGUAUAUCUUCCAGUUUGAUGAAACCCAGCCUAUGGGUGCCUCAGUUUCCUUCAUGGAAGGAAGAAACCAUCCAGGUGGGUGUGAGAAGGAAAAGGGAAGGAAAGGGGGCUUCUUUUAGGGGAAAAACUGUUGAUGCAACAGCUUGUGGGGAGAGGCAUCAUUGUCUACUUGUUUUCUAUAAGACUGGCUUCCUCAAAAUGGUACCCAACCAGUUGGAAACCAAUAAUGCCUUUAACUAGUGCACAGCCUCCCCCCACCCUCAUCAGUGGUGCCAAAAUAUGCCUCUGGUGACCCCGUUCAUGUCCCCCCCCCCCGUGCAGAGACGUGACGGCUUCUCUGUCUUUUUAAUUUGCCCAUGUUUGAAACGCACAGCGAUCUCACAGCGGCACAACAUGCCCUCCGUUAUUGGGGAAACGACCCUUUCUCGUUCGGCAAAGGAGGUUGAGGCCAACGUUUCCUUGCAGGAGACGUUUAGGAAGGAGAAAACCUGCAAGUCUCCGGCGUGAGGGUUCAGGAGAGGACGAGACCAGGCAGGACUGAAAUAGUAAUAAGGGGAGUGGAUGGAGAGGGGUAAACCCGACAAGGGGAUAUUUCUGCUGCCGGUAAACUAACUUUAAACCUUCACGGCAACCUCAUUCUUUGUAAGAACCUAAUAAGGGGAAUGGAUCUUAGACAUUUCACUAGAGAUUAGGUCCGAUAAGCAAGGCCCGAGGACUCAAGCAACCCUCGGUCCCGAUUCGCACCCUAUUUGCGCGAGCAAAUCAUGAAUGCAAGCAAAUCGGUAUUGCGGCCGAACAGCCGCGCUGGGUCUUCAACCCAGGUAGACGAAGAUUUUUUUUAAAUACAGGGUACGAGCAGAACUGUAGCAAUAUUUUCCUUAGAGAGAACACUGCCAUAUUAGCUGCAGACAAAAGUGUGAUUAACUAUUUGGG